CGCCGCCGCCGCCACCGUCGAAACUAGCCAUGGUGUCCAUGGCGGUCGUCGUGCGCGUUGUUGUGGCGCGGAGCGACGAAGAAGGCGCGAGUAAUAGCGAGGACGAAAGGUGGUGGUGAGAAGGUAGAGAGGAAGGAGGAGAUUUUCGCGCGCGCGGCCGAGUUAGGCUUCUCCCGGAUCCGGCGCGUCCGGUGGCCCUUUUACUCCUUGUCGUUGUCAUCGUAGUUCGCGCUUCUAUCGAAGUUUUGUUGUCACGGAGAGCAGCGCGCAGUGCACGCGUAGAAUCGCAGAGAUAACGAUAACGACGACAAGAAGGAAUACAAGGACGACGACGACAACGACGAAGACGUCGACGACGACGACGACGACGACGACGACGACGAUGACCGCUGAGAUACGCUCGCGUGGGGCGUGGUGGUGGUGGUGGUGGUGGUGCUGAGAGAGAGAGCGUGUGCGGUUAUAAACCCGCGACGGCGGUCUCCCCGCAGACGCGAAGCGCCCUGUGUAACACCGGGUGACCACUCACGGGACACACAAGGGAUAAGGUGAUGUAAAAAAGAAUAUCUAAGGAUCUACAAAUCUAAAACACUUGUUGGGCCAUUGCAAUAUAUAUAUAUAUAUAAAACAAACAAAAACAAAAACAAAAAAAAGCCAAGAAAAAAAAAAAAAAGUCAAAACGGGUGACCAAGAAAAAAAGAUGGUUUCUCUGCCAAAUGCAGAGUCUGGCACGAUGGACAGAAUUUCUGAUGACGAUGACGAGGAACCAAGUAGUGGGUCUGAAACAUAUGAAGAGGGUGAUCUUCUUACAGCGGCUAUGGACGAUGAUGUGACAGCCCAACUAGCAGCAGCAGGUUGGCAUAUCAAAAACGCUAAUGGACCUGUUGGAGUAGCAGCAGCUGCUGCUAUAGUUUCAGCAAAAAAAAGAAAACGACCUCAUAGCUUUGAGACUAAUCCCAGUACAAGAAAAAGACAACAGAACAGACUUUUACGAAAACUUAGACAAACAAUAGAUGAAUUUGCAACGCGUGUCGGGCAACAAGCAGUAGUAUUAGUAGCUACUCCAGGCAAGCCAAAUAGUAGCUACAAAGUUUUUGGAGCUAAGCCAUUAGAGGAUGUAGUUAAAAAUUUAAGAAAUGUUAUAAUGGAGGAACUUGAAAGUGCGUUAGCACAACAAGCUCCACCUCCUGUACAGGAUGAUCCAUCUUUAUAUGAAUUACCACCGCUUAUAAUAGAUGGAAUUCCAACGCCUGUAGAAAAGAUGACCCAAGCUCAAUUAAGAGCAUUCAUACCAUUAAUGUUAAAGUAUUCUACAGGUAGAGGUAAACCUGGUUGGGGAAGGGAUAGUACGCGACCUCCUUGGUGGCCAAAAGAGUUACCUUGGGCAAAUGUUCGUAUGGAUGCACGUUCCGAGGAUGAUAAACAAAAAAUCUCUUGGACACAUGCUUUAAGACAAAUAGUAAUAAAUUGCUAUAAAUUUCAUGGAAGAGAAGAUCUUCUGCCAGCGUUUAGUGAAGAAGAUGAUAAAUCAACUGUAUUAUUACAACAGUCAACUCCUCAUUCCUCGUCACAUCCUUCGCAUUCGUCUAAUCAAAGUCAAAGUGGACAGUCGCAACAACAACAACAACAGACGGUGGGAGUUGUUCGUCUGACCAGCACGGAUUCAUCUAAGGGAAACUCUUCGCCAGCACAAAUCAUUGCCGCAUCUCCCACAGCUCUUGCCACUGCCACUCAGAUGACGACACAAUAUCCAACAGCAGUGUUGCAGACAAUAACGAAUCCUGAUGGUACAGUGUCCAUAAUCCAAGUAGACCCAAGUAAUCCUAUCAUAACGUUACCAGAUGGUACAACAGCUCAAGUUCAAGGCGUAGCUACUAUCCACACAAGUCAAGGAGAAGUUCAAGCACUCGCAGAAGUGGCAGGUAGUGCAGAGGGUGCCAGCGUUGCUGUUGAUCUAAAUAGUGUUACCGAGGCAACGUUAGGUCAAGAUGGACAAAUCAUCCUUACGGGAGAAGAUGGACACGGAUAUCCAGUAUCUGUGUCAGGAGUUAUCACUGUACCAGUGUCAGCAAGUAUGUAUCAAACUAUGGUGGCCAAUAUUCAAAGUGAUGGUACUAUGCAAGUAGUAACACCGAUGGUCCAAGUACCUAAAGUUGAACCUGGAAAUGGGGAGACCAGUAUUGAAGCAGUUACUAUUCAAGGUCAUCCAAUGACGAUGAUCAAUGCAGCAGGAGAACAUCAAGUUCUACAAGUGAUAUCGUUAAAAGACGCUAAUGUUCUUACCAAAGCUAUGCAAGCGGAAGUAGUGAAAGACGAGGAUAGUCAACAACAACAAACCGUAUCUAGUCCGGAAUAAAAAAAAACAACAUUUGUGUGUAUUAUAAUUAAUUAAUA
This is a messenger RNA of Polistes dominula (European paper wasp), 2391 nucleotides long. RefSeq names its product DNA-binding protein Ewg (gene ewg). The record is from RefSeq and is a predicted model, not a curated record. Gene Ontology annotation, biological process: regulation of transcription by RNA polymerase II. Gene Ontology annotation, molecular function: DNA-binding transcription factor activity. Lineage: Eukaryota; Metazoa; Arthropoda; Insecta; Hymenoptera; Vespidae.